This is a messenger RNA of Rhipicephalus microplus (southern cattle tick), 783 nucleotides long. Its product is annotated as putative nuclease HARBI1. The record is from RefSeq and is a predicted model, not a curated record. NCBI's taxonomy places the organism in Eukaryota, Metazoa, Arthropoda, Arachnida, Ixodida, Ixodidae.
AUGAAUUUCCUUCUCGACAUUGCCCCCCGCAUCGUGACCUUCCCAGAUGACAUGAAGAAACUUUCUAACGACUUUAAGCAGGUUUCAGGGUUUCCGAACACUAUUGGCUGCAUUGACGGAAGCUAUAUUCCGGUCAGGUGCCCUGCUGGUAAAGUGCGGUCAGUGCAUGUGAAUCGGCACCACUACCCAUCCUUGACGCUGCACGGAAUAUGCGACAACCGGAAGAGGUUCCUAGAUGUCAGCACAGGUGCACCCAGCAAAAUUCACGACGCCAGGAUCUUCCGGCUUUCAACCGUUUCGAAGAAACUGCCUCAACACUGCGCUGGGAAAUACCACAUUCUUGGGGACGCAGCGUACCCAUCUCGCGAGUACCUAAUGACUCCCAUUCGCGACUACGGAAGCCUCGAUGCCUCUGACAAGGCAUUUAGUGCCAAACUUUCAUCUACCCGAGUGCUAAUUGAAAAUGCGUUUGGGGAGUUAAAGGGUAGGUUUCGGCAGCUGCAGCGUGUGGACCUCACGACAGUAGACAACAUGACAAAAUUUAUCCUCGCAUGUAGUGUCCUCCACAACAUCUGCAUUGACAACGGUGACUCGCCUGAUGGUCUAGUUCCAGGCAUGCAUCUGAACUCUCAGGGUGCUAAUGAUCCGAACCCUAGUGGAGCCAGAGUCCACAGCGGAACAUCCAGAGAAGAGAGCCUCUUACGGGCGCUUGCAGAGGUUAAGCGAGAAAGACUGAAAUCUAAGAUGGGGCUAAAGAGGAGGCAGCCACAAAAUCUGUCUUAA